Cynara cardunculus var. scolymus (artichoke) is the source of this 969-nucleotide messenger RNA. Its product is annotated as short-chain dehydrogenase reductase 3b-like. Bases 47 to 841 code for a protein of 264 amino acids. Lineage: Eukaryota; Viridiplantae; Streptophyta; Magnoliopsida; Asterales; Asteraceae. The record is from RefSeq and is a predicted model, not a curated record. The transcript has 2 exons.
UUGCUUUAAAACCAAUUCUCAUACAUCUCACCACCAACAGCCAACCAUGAUCAGCAAACCCAGAUUGGAGGGUAAAGUAGCCCUUAUCACCGGCGGUGCUAGCGGCAUCGGAGAAGAAACCGCCCGGUUAUUCCUCGAAAACGGAGCCCUGGUUGUGAUCGCCGAUGUUCAAGAUGAGCUGGGCCACCAAGUGGUCGCCUCAUGCAACUCCACCAAGAUCUGCUAUUUCCGGUGCGACGUCAGGGACGAGAAGCAAGUGGCGGAAGCAGUCGCCCACACACUCGCCAAAUACAAAACCCUUGACAUACUCUUCAGCAAUGCUGGAAUCAUGGGGCCCUUGACUUCCCUACUGGACAUGGACCUAGAUGCCUUUGACAACACCAUGGCCAUCAACGUCCGUGGGGUGGCUGCAACCAUCAAACAUGCGGCUCGAGCCAUGGUUGCCGGAGGGAUACGUGGUUCGAUCAUCUGCACCGCCAGUGUCGCCGCUUCCAUCGGAGGGGCAGGCCCCCAUGGUUACACUGUUUCAAAACACGCGAUGCUGGGGCUGAUGAAGACGGCGUGUAACGAGCUGGGGGCGCAUGGGAUUAGAGUUAACUGUGUUUCUCCCUUCGGAGUGGGCACGCCGCUUAGCUGCACGGCUUACAAUAUGGGGCCGAGCCAAGUGGAGGAAAAUUGUUGCAAAACGGCAAAUUUGAAGGGGAUUGUGUUGAAGGCUAGGCAUAUCGCUGAAGCGGCUUUGUUUCUGGCUUCCGAUGAGUCGGUGUAUGUGAGUGGACAGAACUUGGGGGUGGAUGGUGGCUUUACGGUGGUCAGCCACAGCUACACGGUGGUCAAUUAAUUACAUUCAGAGUAAGUUACAUUUUUGGUUCUUGUGAUUUACUAGAAAUUUCGAAUGUCAUCCCUAUGGUUUUAAAAUUGCAGUUUUAGUCCCUAUAGUUUACAAGUCAUUUUUAUUUUUUCGUCUCU